This is a messenger RNA of Thrips palmi, 1546 nucleotides long. RefSeq names its product gustatory receptor for sugar taste 43a-like. Lineage: Eukaryota; Metazoa; Arthropoda; Insecta; Thysanoptera; Thripidae. The coding region runs from base 143 to 670 and encodes 175 amino acids. Gene Ontology annotation, biological process: sensory perception of taste. Gene Ontology annotation, cellular component: neuronal cell body; dendrite; membrane. The record is from RefSeq and is a predicted model, not a curated record. The transcript has 5 exons.
UGAAGCCCUGGGCCCUGGGCUCGCAGUGAUUAUUGCAGGUGAGCUGCGAUCGAACCUCGCGCGCAAGGUGCACUGGGCGUCGUCCAAGGCCACGGCCUGGGAGGCCUUCGAGGACCGCGGCGAGGACCACUUCGCGCAAACGAUGCUCGUCCAGAUCCAGCACCUGGACGACGCCCACGCGCUGCUGUGCGAGAGCUCGCUCAGCCUGACGGACCGCUUUGGCGCCGUGCUUCUGGUGGACGUGCUCAACCUGCUGCUGCACUUCGUGGCCACGGCCUACUUCUUCUUCACGGGGCUGCUCCUGAAGACGUCGCCGCUCUCCGGCUCCUACGUGGCCAUGCAGGCCUUCUGGCUGGCCGCGCACCUCAGCCGCCUGCUGCUGCUCGUGUGGUCCUGCUCCAAGGCCAAGCAGGAGGCCAACCGCACCGGGGCGCUGAUCGGCAUGUUCAUGAACAACAUCCCGGCGAACAGUGCUCUCCGAAGACAGCUCGAGAUGUUCACCAUGCAGCUCAUGCACCACCGCGUCACCUUCAGCGCGUGCGGCUUGUUCGAACUCGAACUGCCGCUGGUCGUCAACGUCCUCGGCUCCGUGACAACGUACUUGGUCGUACUCUUACAGCUGAAGGGACCUUCGAGCAACUCUAUAGCGUCUUCUCAACAAAGAAAAUGACUUCGAGCCAUUGCACCAAAAACGGAACUGAGCUGAAUUUUUUUGUCACCAUUUUACACCGUGCCGGGAAGGUAGACCUCUCUUUUGUCACGUCAUGGAAGAAGUGCAUAACAAGGCACCAGCCCACGCCUGAGAGUCGGAGUCGGUGUGUGUGUCUGUGUGUGUGUCUGUGUCUCUGUGUGAUUGCCUGUGUGCUGUGCACGCAUUGUGCUGGUGCUUCCGAAUGUGGCGAUGAUGCACUUGCAUCGCAUCGUGACGCCUCGGAGCGGGACGGCUCUCCGACACGACGAAUCAAAAGAAACGAUUUUAUUUUAUUUUUGUUUUUAACUGUCCCAUUUUGGCACCGCGGCGUUUGGCAGCUGCCCGGCGCGUCUUCGGCCGUCUGGAAAUUCCCCGCUGCUUUCUGGCCUGAUCUAGAUAUGCGACGAGUGCUGGCAAAUGUUGUAAUAAAAAAGAAAAAAUGUUACCAAUAUAAAAUAAAACCACGAGAUGCUACGCCAUUUUCUUCCACAUCGCCAACCUAUGGAAAUAUACUACUUUUCCACUGUACAGGCAAUUCGUUUUCAUUUGAAAAGUUAUGUCGGUCAGAAGCAAAACGUACCAUUAGCCGCACUGUACUGGAAACUCGUUUUCCUCUCAGACAUUGUUUGCCAGUGUGUCAGACACAAAACGUGAUGAUGCCGCGCCCUAUUCCAAGGGGUCGCCGAUAAAUGACGUCGUCGGCGGUGCCAGAACGAGGGCACGCCAGGACCAGGUUGAUUAUCCGCGACCGAUUCGCAGCACCGUUGGAGAGAAAUCACGCAUCUUCGAUCUCGCCGGUGACUCUUCAGACUCUCCCGAGGCCCCGCUGGGGUUCCCUCGGGAUCCCCGCGGACG